UAUUGCAAAACUGUCAUGCUGCAAUAGGAUCACUGUUCAUUGAACUUUUUGGAGCAAAGAGAGAUAAAAAAUGUGCAUAAUCAUCCAGUUAGAAAGAAAUCUUAGAAACAGAAUGGGAUAGUGUUUAAUUUUUUCCACAUUCCAGUUUUGCAUGCUCCUAUGUAAUUAACACACAUCUGCCAAUGUUGCCUCUUUGUGUACAGGAUGCAUUUCUCAAAUUAGACCGAAGUGCAGACCAUGCAAGUCUUUGUAAUGGGAUAGCAAAGAUGUUUCACUAAUUCUGAAGGUGCAAGCACCAGAAUUGAAUCAAGAGUGAAGCGUGGGUGCUCUUGGUACCAGUUCUACCCACACCUGUCACUUGCAGCACCAGUUAAAGCUUGCUGUGCACUCUUCCAUCACUUUUGAAGUGAAUGGAAAAGCUUACAAACAGCAGGUAGCACCAGAGCAUACCAGUUGUGGAAGAGUCCAGCAGCUCUGGCCUCCCUUUAGAAUACUGGCACUGAGCUAAGCUACGUGCAUGUGAUAACUGCUGGGUUGGAAGCAGCUGAAAUAUACUCUGUUUCAUGGCCUGUAUUCAGGCUGUUAACAGGAUGCCAGACUUUGUGACUGCUAUGACUUCUGGCUUUGUGGCCUGCCAGAAACCUUCCGAGCCAGUAAACCUGUUUUUCGCUGGCUCUGGUGCCUGGGGAGGUCCCAAGCAAAGCAGGGCUGCCAAAGCUCAGAAUAUCCUGGUUGCCAACACUUGCUCACUCCAGAGAAGCUAUAGGUAACUUAACCUGAAUUAGAGGGAAGAAAAAGGCAGUGAGAGCACUUGUGUUUCUGAGCAGGGAGAGCAGGCCAGUCUUCACAGCAAGAAUGGCCAUCCAGAAAUUAAAACUGCCCUGCUCCUUUCCUUCCCCAGCCACUGUUUAGCUCCCAAAGGCUAAUGGGACCAGGCCCUCUGCUGACAUUCAUUUGGGAUGGUGAUGAAUGUGACUGAUAGCACAUGGCAGUCUGGGGCAUCACAGAGCCUGCCAAAUGAAGCUGCUGCAAACUCCACUUAAGCAGCUUUGAAGACUUCAUUUAAGUUUUCAGUUCCUGAAGCUUUGGAGGCUUCUGUGAAGGAAGAUGAUUAAAACACCACCAGUCCUGCUUAAGUGAGGAAGUGAAGGGCUGCUCUUCAUCCUUGGGCUAUGUUUUGGCCCUUACAUCUAUACAUCACUAGAGGGAAUACUAAUGCAGAAAUCACCUCUGUCAUUCAGAGAGCUAUGUUUGGCUGUGUGUUUUAGAGAAAUGCAGAAAUAGAUGAAGGGGUUUUUUUGUAAUUUUGUGAUCUUAUGGAGGCUAUAUUGCAGGAGAAAUUUAAUGAGGGCUGUAGUAUGCUGGAAACAGAGAUAGGAAGAGAGCUGCUCACCAGCACAUAGGCGUUUUCCCCAUUUACAUUGUGACCAAAUGUCUCACCACUGCCAGAAUCAGGCCCUAAGAAAGCAAGUUUCAGAAUGAGUGCAAAGUAAGGUAAACUGUGUCACGUUUAUGGUGGAUGUGAGUCACACUGGUUUUAUCUCACCUCCUCAGCUCUUGCUCUUAUUAGUGGUUCACUAGUUUGGGUGAUUUUCCAUAUCUUUCUCUCUAAUCACAAAUGCAAAAUGCCUUCCCCUCCCCUUUCCCCCUCCCCCAUAUAAAAUAACAUGGUUCCUAGGCCUGGGGACUCUGAGAGUGCAAAAUAGGAAAAAUAGCCUAUCUAGUGAGACCUGUUAUCAGUUUUGACCCAAACAGAGAGGAAGUAGCAAGGCUUACAUGUACCACACAAGAGGAGCAUUAGAUUACUUUUGGGAGCUUCUGUGGACGUUGAAUUAAGAUAGAGAAUUCUAGUGAUUAUUUAUGAAAGAGGAUCAGCAGAAAUAGUGACUCAGACCUAGGGUGAUAAAAAAGGAAAUAAAUUGGAAGAGAUAACUCUGCUGUGCAUUUUUUAUUACAUUUCAGCAUUGAAAACUAGGUAAAAGUGACAUAUUUUUAGCAGAAAAGCUGUCCAGUUAUGUUAUUUAUUUUAUUCUCUGUAUGGCAAGGGGGAAAAAAAUACUCAACAGUUUAUAUGCAUUUGAACUAAAGUUCUAUGCAAAGGUGAUAGAAACAUGUCUAAAACAGAACCAUGGGCAUGAUUCAAUGGUUAACUGAUUUCCUAAAUGAAUGAGAAAGGAAACAGGUUGCUGCAAGCUUCUGCUCUCACUUCCUUAUGAGAGAAGACAUAGACGCUGCCCCAGAAAGAAGCAGGCCCUUGUGCACGCUCGUCUCAGGCAGUCAUGGGUAACUGGGUGGAGAAUGAAGGACUGUCCAUCUUCGUUGUUCUCGUGUGGCUGGGCUUAAACGUCUUCCUCUUUUGGUGGUAUUACCUUGCCUAUGAUAUCCCACCAAAAUUCUUCUACACCAGAGCACUUCUUGGUCGUGCUUUGGCUCUGGCAAGGGCCCCUGCAGCAUGUCUGAAUUUCAACUGCAUGCUGAUUCUGCUGCCAGUGUGUCGAAACUUGCUCUCCUUCCUCAGAGGAUCAAGUGCGUGCUGCUCUACCCGUAUCAGACGACAGCUGGACAGGAACCUCACCUUUCACAAAAUGGUGGCAUGGAUGAUUGCCCUUCAUACUGCCAUCCACACCAUUGCACAUUUAUUCAACGUAGAGUGGAGCGUGCAAGCCCGUGUUGAGGAGGAAGGAACUCUGGCAGCUGCACUUUCUAGCCUUGGUGACAAGCCAGGUGAAAGCUACAUCAACUUCUUUAGACAAACUAUUGGGAAUCCCGUGGGAGGCCUCUAUGUGGCUUUCACAUACUUGGCUGGUCUCACUGGUGUUGUCAUCACGCUGGUCCUCAUACUCAUCAUCACAUCAUCCACCAAAACCAUCCGCAGGUCGUAUUUCGAAGUGUUUUGGUACACUCACCAUCUCUUUGUCAUCUUCUUUAUUGGCCUUGUCAUCCAUGGUGCUGGGCGCAUUGUACGGGGGCAGACAGAUGAGAGCCUGGAUGAACAUAAUCCAGAGAUCUGCUACAAGAACUUCUCUCGCUGGGGGAAGGAGGGGGCAUGCCCAAUCCCCAAGUUUUCAGGGAAUCCUCCUAUGACAUGGAAAUGGGUAAUAGGUCCCAUGUGUUUGUACCUGUGUGAGAGGUUGGUACGGUUGUGGAGGUCACAACAGAAGGUUGUUAUCACAAAGGUGGUCAUUCAUCCUUUCAAGACAAUUGAGCUCCAGAUGAUGAAGAAGGGCUUCAAGAUGGAGGUUGGGCAAUACAUUUUUGUCAAGUGUCCAGCAGUGUCUAAACUGGAAUGGCAUCCAUUUACAUUAACCUCUGCUCCAGAAGAGGAUUACUUCAGCAUUCACAUCCGUAUUGUAGGAGACUGGACAGAGGGCUUGUUCAAUGCCUGUGGGUGUGAUAAGCAAGAGUUCCAGGAAGCAUGGAAGCUGCCCAAGAUAGCUGUGGAUGGCCCCUUUGGAACAGCAAGCGAGGAUGUAUUCAGAUAUGAAACUGUUAUGCUUGUUGGAGCUGGAAUAGGGGUCACUCCCUUUGCAUCUGUACUCAAGUCUGUCUGGUACAAAUACUGCCACGAUGCAACUAACCUCAAACUGAAGAAGAUUUAUUUCUACUGGCUUUGCAGGGACACUCAUGCCUUUGAAUGGUUUGCUGACCUCUUGCAGUCUCUGGAGGCUCAGAUGCAGGAAAGAAAUAAUGCAGACUUUCUCAGCUACAACAUCUACCUUACAGGCUGGGAUGAGACUCAGGCCACUCACUUUGUAGUGCAUCAUGAUGAAGAGAAAGAUGUGAUCACAGGCCUUAAGCAGAAAACCUUAUAUGGAAGACCUAACUGGGAAAAUGAGUUCAGAACUAUUGCAGGACAGCAUCCUGGCUCCAGAAUAGGUGUUUUUCUCUGUGGACCUGAGGGCCUAGCUGAGACACUCAACAAGCAGAGCAUCAGCCACUCAGAAGCUGACCCACGAGGAGUACAUUUCAUUUUUAACAAGGAAAAUUUCUAACUCCCAAACAUGUGGAAGCCAUUUAAUACAAAGUCUAAAGACUGGAUCUCUUUUUUCUAUUUGGACUCCAGGAAGUGCAGCCCAACUUCUAAUCUCAGCUACACUAAUCCAAAUCCCUUUGCUUCUUGGGAAUUAUUUUGGCAUUGUGGUAAUGUAAAAGAGUCAAGUUUUACCUUGGGGAAGUCUGCACUGCCCUCCUGGUGCUGUCAGUUUGGUAGAAAUCUGUUUUAUUUGUGUGUUGGGAUUUCCUCUCAAUUAACUGUCGAUUAUUUCCUACUACUCAUACUGACUGCUGAAGAGCCUAGGCAGCCAUAUGCAUUUGUCAGUCAAUUUACACCCAUAAAGCUUAAUGCUUUUAAAGAAUAAAGCAUAAUGCUUGCUAUUAGGAAAUAUCCUUUGCAUGAGCAUCUUUCAGGCUUCCAAAUAGGAACCUAAAUGUCUUGUCCAAGAGAUAAUACAGGCAGCUGUUCCUCUUUAGGAAAGCAGAAAAAUGGAAAGGAACCACCUGGAUUUCUUAGUGCCAUCCCACCCCUACUCCAGCUGUGGUGUGCUGAUGAGGAUGGAGUCAAACCAAGUCCCAUGAGUUGUGAGCCAUCUCUUGACUGCUUCUAACACUUUCAAGUUUCUCAUCUUCAAAUUCACAGUACAGCAAGCCAAACAAGAAGAGGUUUCAUGUUUUCAAGACUGCCAUUUCUGAUUCUGAAAGCUGCUGAAACUUGUUGCUAAAUACUGGUAAUUUUUGAAGCAUUCUAAAGUGCUUUUGACCCUAUUGCUCAGCUCUUCCUCUUUGACAGUGAAACAGGUUUGAGAAAGCAAUGAUCAUGUGGGCAGUAGAUGGAAUAGCUAUGAAUAAAAUUUCU
Molecule: messenger RNA, 4852 nt
Organism: Pogoniulus pusillus (Red-fronted tinkerbird)
Lineage: Eukaryota; Metazoa; Chordata; Aves; Piciformes; Lybiidae
Gene: CYBB
Product: cytochrome b-245 heavy chain
Exons: 13
Coding region: 2280-3992 (570 amino acids)
Biological process (GO): defense response; superoxide anion generation
Cellular component (GO): NADPH oxidase complex; plasma membrane
Molecular function (GO): superoxide-generating NAD(P)H oxidase activity
Source: RefSeq, a predicted model, not a curated record